This is a messenger RNA of Symbiodinium sp. CCMP2592, 3087 nucleotides long. NCBI's taxonomy places the organism in Eukaryota, Dinophyceae, Suessiales, Symbiodiniaceae. The record is from the annotation of a GenBank genome assembly.
AUGGCUGUGAACGAGGAAGAGGAGCAUGCGAAGACCAAGGACAAGGUGAAACCUACGAAACCCGUGAACAAGCCGAAGGCCACAGCCAAGGCUUCCAGUGGGAAGAAGAAGCCGGCAGAGCCGAAGAAGCCAGCAGAGCCGGUCGAGCCCCAGGACGAUCACCCGAUCCUCGAGUACGACAACCUCGAGGAGAUCAUGAAGGUUUUCGAUCUCACUGAGCUUGAGGCCGUCGAGGCUUUGAGGGAAGUUGUGGGACCGCCACCCAAGGACUUCGUGCUGCCAUCCGCCCGUGGCCAGGGCAGCUCGGUGCCCAAGAAGCCUCGAGCUGUUACCCCCAAAGAGUUCUUUGCUCUGAAUCCGCCUAAGCCUGUUGUGGAACAGCCGGCAGAACCGGAAGAGCCGGAAGAGCCGGAAGAGCCCGAAGAGCCGGAAGAGCCGGAAGAGCCCAAGCGCCGACGACGUUUGAGCCAGAAGACGCCUUUGAACAUCGCUACAAAGCGUGUUUCGAAGGAACCCAGGUUUGAGACGCCAGUGCCGGUGACGGAGCCUGUGGCGGAGCCCAAGCAGCUCAAGCGCGGGUCCUGUGCCACGCUGAUGGCCGGGGCCAAGAUGAUCGAGGGCCAGAACAAGCACAGUGCCAGCAACUUGCCGAGUGAAGCGAGCUCCAUGGCCUCCGAAAUCGAACGGUUGAAGAGGGAGGUGGUGAGGCUCACGGUUUCCAAUCAGCAGCUUCAGCUCACGGCCAAUCGUGAGACAGAAGCACCGGCACCGGCGGUGCGCAAGCCAGUGCUUGCCGCGAAGGAGGAGGAGGAGGAGCAGGAGGAUGAUGAUGCAUCCGAUGCAGAUAAUGCGACGGAGGCGUAUGAGCGCGAAGACAAGGAUGAUGAUGAUGAAGGCUAUGAGGAGGCCGUCGAGGGAGAGGAGGAGGAGACGAAGGAAGAUGAUGAGGCAAUGGAGGAUGCUGAUGAACCCAGCCCAGCACAGCAUGAUGGUGAUGAUGACGUUGAGAUGGCCAGCGAGGCCCGGGACAGCGAGCUGGAGGAGGAGGCUGAUGCCGAGGAGGUGCAUGAUGUGCAGGAGGGAAUGACGGGCCGUUCCAAGGCUGCCAGGAACAAGAAGUUGCACGCCGGGGGGGUUGGUGAGCUCCCCGAUCCGCGAUCCAUCCCGCCACCACCGCCGGCAGUGGAAGAUGCGGCAGCUCCGGUGCCAGGCCUGAGGCGUGGUACUCCGCUGCAGCUGGAUGUGAUCAACACGAGCACCCACAAGACGGAGUGGAAUCGGCUCGAAAGAUUCGUCACCGGAACUGCCUUCCCGCACAUGCGUGGGCUCUUCGGGGGGAGCAAGACUGACAGAAACGCCCUCCUCCGCCAAUGGGUGGAGCAGGAGGGGAACGCCGAUGCAUGCGAAGCCGCCGUGAUCUUGAUGAGAAAAUCUUCCAACACCAACGACAAAAAAAAGGAGUUGUUGAAGAUCAGUGAAAUGGUCAAGAGAGGCUACAGCGAGAAGAAAAUCGAGCGGAUCGUGACGACGCAAGCGGGCGUUCCGGACGAGGACGUGCCGGACAUGGUGUCCGAGAAUUAUUAUUGGGUAACCACGGAAAGGACAGCCUUGGAGCGCGAAGAAAGCAGCACUACGGGUACGUUCACUGCCCAUACCGCGGCCACGCCUGGUGUUGUCUCAGCUUUGGGAGGCAGCAUUGCCCCCAGCAUCGCGCCCGCCGUCCCGCUUGCCCCAGGUGUCAGCAACGAUCUCCUUGGCCACAUCCAGAGCAGUACGAGCAUCAAAAAGGAGCUGAAGGCAUGCAAUUGCUACGUGGACCUGCCAUCCGGGCAUGACCUCCGAACUGCCCUCGAGAAGGUGAGCAAUGAUCUUACUGCUAUCUUGGAUGAGAUCCGCGACUGCACCGACAUGCCAUCCUUGGAGAAGCUGAGGGAGCAAGCUGCUGAGCUCGUGGAGGGUGCGAAGUACACGCGUGUUCAAGCUGCUGCGGUGGCGCGGGAGCUCAAGAAAGAGAGCGGCAGUGCAUAUGCAUCUGACGAUCGGUUGCAAGACCAGCUGGACAGGGAGCUUCUGGAUGCUGUGGGCUCAGGGGACCUCACCGUUCAUGCCCUCAUCGAUUAUGGCUACCUCGACAUGCUGGUCGACUACGAGCAGCUGGAUGACUUUUGGGACAACUUCUUGAAAGACUAUCCUUUGCAUCCUGUUUGUUGGAAGUGCAUGGCUACAAAGGGCAACGCUGAAGGUGCUGAUCUGGGCUUCUGCUACACCAACUUGCAAGCAAAUGCAAAAUGGAAGUCCUCUUAUGGCUUAAACGACCCCUACCAUGUAAGACCUCCUUUCCUGGACCUCCCUGGAUUUUCUAUGAGCAUGGUGUGGCCCGAUAUUCUGCACAUAUUCCAUUUGGGAUGUGGGAGAGACCUGAUUGCAUCAGCGCUGAGAGUGCUCUUGGGUAAACAUUACAUGUUCAAUGGCAGAACUGUGGCGCUUCGGAUCCGCGAUGCUUCGCGACGCCUGCUUGACUUUGCAAAAGACAAUGGCUACACCCUUAGCAUCAGGAGGCUGACGACUUUGAACAUGGGCUUCCAGAAAAAAGGGUAUCCGGAAAUGAUGUGCAAAGGCUACGACACGUUCGUGAUUUUGCGGUGGUUGGUUUCCGAAGUGACGUCCCAUGCCCCUCCAGAUCAGGAGCUUCUGAGCACGUGCUUGUGGGCUGCAGACUCGUGUCUAUGUGUUGCGAACGCAGCUGGAAGGAACAUGACUGAAGCUGAACAUCUUCACGUACGUACCGUUGGACAUCUGUUUUUAACAUCGUACUUGAACCUUGCGAAAAAUGCUUUGGCAUCGAGGAGGAAGCUGUGGAGGCUAAGGCCGAAGUUCCACUUGCAGUACCACUUGUUCUGCGAUGUAUUGCCUAGCCGUGAGAAUUUUACAUACCAUGCUACGUGGAUGGACGAGGACUACAACAAACAUGUGGUCAAGAUCAAGAAGGGCACGCAUAAAAAGACUGCAACAGUGUCAACGCUGAAAAGAUGGAUCUUGGGUCUGGCAGGACAGCUGGAGAAUGCGAAGACGGUGAAGUCGCGCUGA